GAGCAGCAGCUCUGGAACCAGGAGAGGAGCUCCAGUGUGGACCAGGAGGAACCAGAACCUCCACAGAUUAAAGAGGAACAGGAGGAACUGUGCAGCAGUCAGGAGGGAGAGCAGCUGGGACUGAAGGAGGAGACUGAAGUUCAUAAUGAUCCUGUGCAGUACGAGGAAGAGAUGGAGCGUCAGCGCAGACUGCUGGAUAUCACCUGGAAACCCCAAAUAAAGCUGCACAGGACAGACAUCCCACAUCAGCAUGUCUGUGAGGAAGAGGAGGAGGUUCUCCCUGAGCAGCAGCUCUGGAACCAGGAGAGGAGCUCAAGUGUGGACCAGGAGGAACCAGAACCUCCACAGAUUAAAGAGGAACAGGAGGAACUGUGCAGCAGUCAGGAGGGAGAGCAGCUGGGACUGAAGGAGGAGACUGAUACCUUUAUGGUGACUACUGCUGAGGAAGGAGAGCACAGUGAACCAGGAGGAGACGGGGAGCAGCUCCUCUCUGAUGACUCUCCUCAAAGUGAAAUCACAGAUGAAGAAUCCAGCAAGUGUGAAGAGUCAGGGUCAAGUGAAACUGUGACCUCGGUGCCAAAGAAGAGACAGAAGAGAGACAGAAGUCACGAUGAUGUGGAGAGCUGGACUGUGUCAGAGAGUCCCUGCAAUGCUGCCACAGGUAGAGAGUCUGAUGUUUGCCAAAAAUCUGUCAAGAAUCAGGCCCAAAGAAAGAAACCCCACACUGAUGUGAAACCGUAUCCUUGUGACACGUGUGGGAAAAGCUUCAGAGCUAGAAGUACGUGGAAACGCCACCUUGUAACUCACACAGGUGAGAGGCCGUAUCCCUGUGAUACAUGUGGGAAAAGUUUCAGUCGAAGCAGUAACUUGUAUGAUCACAUGAGAACCCACACAGGUGAGAGGCCAUAUCCCUGUGAUACAUGUGGGAAAAGUUUCAGUCGAAGCAGUACUUUGUAUAUUCACAUGAGAACCCAUACAGGGGAGAAGCCAUAUCACUGUGAUACAUGUGGGAAAAGCUUCAGUCAAAGCAGUAAUUUGUAUAUUCACAGGAAAACUCACACAGGUGAAAAGCUUUUUGCUUGUGACACGUGUGGGAAAAGCUUCACUGAUAGAAGUACCUGGAAAUACCACCUUAUCACCCACACAGGUGAGAGGCCAUAUACCUGUGAUACAUGUGGGAAAAGUUUCACUCGAAGCAGUCAUUUGUAUAUUCACAUGAGAACUCACACAGGUGAGAGGCCAUAUCCCUGUGAUACAUGUGGGAAAAGUUUCAGCCAAAGCAGUCGUUUGUAUAUUCACAGGAGAACCCACACAGGUGAAAAGCUUUUUGCGUGUGAUACAUGUGGGAAAAGUUUCAGUCGAAAAAGUAUUUUGAUGUAUCACAAGAAAACUCACACCGGUGAGAAGCCGGAAGCUCGUAAAACGUUUCAGUAUGAGUAGGAAUUUGAUAGACUGCAUGAGAACUCUCGGGGUUGUUGUUUUCCAGAAAUAUCUGUCUUUUAUGCUGUAUUCCUGUUUGUGGUCAGUGUUUUAUGUGAGACUUUGAAGUUGAAACUGGGAAUCCCUCUGGCCCUUUCUGCCAGCUUUAGUCUGUAAUGGUUUGCUUAGGGCACGUUGUUCCUUCUCAUGCGUUCAUGUAUUUUGUGAUUUCAUCCACUUGUUUUUGUUUCAGCCUUUACAGGUUUUUAGGAUCACCUCUAACCUUAUGUACUGUAUUUUUCGGACUAUAAGGCACACUUAAAAUCCUUUAAAUUGACAGUGUGCUUUAUAAUC
Oreochromis aureus is the source of this 1773-nucleotide messenger RNA. RefSeq names its product zinc finger protein 664-like. Gene Ontology annotation, molecular function: RNA polymerase II cis-regulatory region sequence-specific DNA binding; DNA-binding transcription factor activity, RNA polymerase II-specific. Lineage: Eukaryota; Metazoa; Chordata; Actinopteri; Cichliformes; Cichlidae. The record is from RefSeq and is a predicted model, not a curated record. The transcript is spliced from 2 exons. Gene Ontology annotation, biological process: regulation of DNA-templated transcription. The coding region runs from base 172 to 1440 and encodes 422 amino acids.